CACAAUUUCUUUCAUGAAAGUGGUCACAUUACCUAUUUUAAUCCAUUAUGAAACAAAAAUUUUUAUUUCAAAAUGCGUCGUUUGAAUAACCUUGUGACUAUUUUUGUGGCAAUAGCUGCCUUUUUUUUUGGCAGUAUUAUCACAAAGAUACUGAUUCUUGUAGAGAAAUGCCCAGCCCAGCACAGUAAACACCAUGUAGCGACGCAUGCAGACAUCUUUCUUUUGGUUCUCGUUCUAAGCAGUCCUCGCAACAUAGAGCAAAGGAACACCAUUCGCGACACAUGGCUUCGACUAUCUCAUCAGCAUCUUUAUCAUUCCAAUUUUCCUGAAGAUCUAGUAUAUCUACCUAACUAUGGACCCAAUGGUCAUUUGGAGAUGGAGUUGGUUGAACAUCAGGCAAAAAGUCUGAAAGACUAUAUUAACUGGAAAAAAAACAUGCGAAAUUUUAUUUCCCCUAAAAGUGGACGCAGAAUUAAAGUCAAACAUAUGUUUGCUAUCGGAACGAUGCAGCUGGGUAGCACUAUACAGGACGAUUUAGUUAAAGAACAAGGAAAACAUAACGACCUACUGUUACUGCAACAGCACUACGAUACUUACUACAAUCUAACUGAAAAGAUUCUCCAAACUCUAAAUGUUCUUACACAAAAUUUUACAUUUUCCUAUCUUAUGAAAGUUGACGAUGACACAUAUGUAAAAGUCGAUACGCUAAUAAAUGAACUGGUGUCUUAUGACAUCAAGUUACUUCGUAAAAAGCAAGAGUAUGGAACUAACCCUCUACCUCAACUCUAUUGGGGCUAUUUCAAUGGCCGAGCAACAAUUAAGCUUCAUGGUCAAUGGAAGGAGCACAAUUAUUAUUUAAGCAAAAACUACUUGCCAUAUGCUCUUGGAGGUGGAUACGUUUUAUCCCGCAAACUAUGUGAAUAUAUUUCAAACAGCUCCAAAUUUCUAUCACUGUACGCAUCUGAAGAUGUCUCUAUUGGAACAUGGUUGGCUCCAUUGCGCUAUGUUUAUAGAAGGCACGAUCCCCGGUUUGACACAUCUUUUUUACCGAGAAAAUGCAAGUCCUAUCACUUAGUCUUGCACAAACGCAGUACAGAAAUGAUGGCUCAAAUCUUUAAGGGUAAACUAUGCAGUGGAAAUGGUCACAGCUCAAUUCUUGAAUACUACUAUGACUGGACAACAACUGCUGACAAAUGUUGCGACAGUUUAGUACCUUAGCAUAGGGAGUAAAAUUUCUUUAAAACCAAAUUUUUACGAAAAUCGCUGCAUACCUGUGUU
Drosophila bipectinata is the source of this 1278-nucleotide messenger RNA. RefSeq names its product beta-1,3-galactosyltransferase 6 (gene beta3GalTII). Lineage: Eukaryota; Metazoa; Arthropoda; Insecta; Diptera; Drosophilidae. Gene Ontology annotation, molecular function: UDP-galactosyltransferase activity. The record is from RefSeq and is a predicted model, not a curated record. Gene Ontology annotation, cellular component: Golgi membrane. Gene Ontology annotation, biological process: glycosaminoglycan biosynthetic process.